AUGGGUCAACGCUUGGCACCUACUCUCGCCAUUACCUUCACGUCAAAGGUAGGAGCGCCAGUACUGGAACGUCCACUGCUGUACUGUCGUUACAUAGACGACUGUUGUAUCGUAUGUCCCACUCAAACUGAGUUGGACAUCUGCCUCAAUAUCCUCAAUCAGCAGUUUACAAACAUUAGUUUACUAGUGAAAGACCUAGCGAAAUUUGGCUUGCAUUCCUAA
This is a messenger RNA of Strongylus vulgaris, 222 nucleotides long. NCBI's taxonomy places the organism in Eukaryota, Metazoa, Nematoda, Chromadorea, Rhabditida, Strongylidae. The record is from the annotation of a GenBank genome assembly.